GCCCCCGUCUGAAGGCGAAUGCAGCAGCCAACGAAAAAACAAGCAAGCGGAGCCGGAGAGACAAGACGGCCGCGGUUCACCUCCGCAACACAAGAUCCUAUUCUGGAAGCGGAAAUUUCACGCCCUGUUGGGUCGUGUUACCGUUAAGAGACUUCUGAGGAUAUCCACGGGCAGAAAACAAUAGGAUGCAGUGUAGACUUUGCUGGUGACUGGUCUGCAGGCUCUCGGCUUCUCUUGUCCCAGGAGUCAGCCAGUUGGGGCGGGGGCAGAUUCCUGCGUUCCCCUUCUCUCACUCUUUUGUCUGGACGAAACCCACGGGCCGCUAUUGGAGUACGCGGCGCAUCCUCGCCUGUGUUGCUUGGAUCAGCACCGCUCAUCUCCCGACUGAGGAGAGCGCAGCAGCUGCACUCGCUUUCCCUUCUACUGCGCGGUCCUUCCUGAAGCCCGUCCACACCGCCCCGUCACCAUGGUGCUGUCGCAACGGCAACGGGAUGAACUAAAUCGAGCGAUAGCCGAUUAUCUACGUUCCAAUGGAUAUGAAGAAGCAUACUCCACUUUCAAGAAGGAGGCGGAAUUAGAUAAUAAUGAAGAAUUGGAUAAGAAGUAUGCCGGACUUUUGGAAAAGAAAUGGACCUCUGUGAUUAGAUUACAAAAGAAGGUGAUGGAGCUCGAAUCCAAACUGAAUGAAGCAAAGGAGGAGAUCACCCUGGGUGGGCCCGUCAGUCAGAAGCGCGAUCCCAAAGAGUGGAUCCCACGCCCGCCUGAAAGGUACGCGCUGAGUGGCCACCGCAGUCCGGUCACCCGCGUCAUCUUCCACCCAGUCUUCAGUGUCAUGGUGUCGGCGUCCGAGGAUGCAACAAUAAAGGUGUGGGACUAUGAGACUGGGGACUUCGAGCGCACACUGAAGGGCCACACGGAUUCAGUGCAGGACAUCUCCUUUGACCAGACCGGCAAAUUGCUAGCGUCCUGCUCUGCAGACAUGACUAUAAAGCUGUGGGAUUUCCAGGGCUUUGAGUGCAUCCGGACCAUGCAUGGACACGACCACAAUGUUUCAUCUGUAGCCAUCAUGCCCAAUGGAGAUCACAUCAUUUCUGCCUCAAGGGACAAAACCAUGAAAAUGUGGGAGGUGGCCACUGGCUACUGCGUGAAGACCUUCACAGGCCACCGGGAGUGGGUCCGCAUGGUUCGGCCCAAUCAGGACGGCACGCUGAUCGCCAGCUGCUCCAACGACCAAACGGUGCGUGUGUGGGUCGUGGCCUCCAAAGACUGCAAGGCGGAGCUGCGGGAGCACGAGCACGUGGUGGAGUGCAUCUCCUGGGCGCCAGAGAGCGCCCACCCCACCAUCCAAGACGCCACAGGCUCCGAGACAAAGAAGAGCGGUAAGGCGGGCCCGUUCCUGCUGUCCGGCUCCAGAGACAAAACCAUCAAGAUGUGGGAUGUUAGCAUCGGCUUGUGCCUUAUGACACUGGUCGGCCAUGAUAACUGGGUGCGUGGAAUCCUCUUCCACCCCGGAGGCAAGUUUAUUGUGUCCUGUGCAGAUGACAAGACCUUAAGGAUCUGGGACUACAAGAACAAGCGCUGCAUGAAAACCCUGUGUGCCCAUGAACACUUUGUUACCUCUCUGGAUUUCCACAAGGCUGCUCCCUACGUGGUCACUGGGAGUGUAGAUCAAACAGUAAAAGUGUGGGAGUGCCGCUGAUCUGGACCUCCAAGGAUUGGACCAUCACCUCCAAUUACCCCCUCUUGCAAUCCAGCCUCCCCCUCUCCCUCUCCCUCUCCUCUCGCCUCCUCUCCUCACCUGAAUCUCAUCCUCAUCUCCGGCUGCACUUACCACCAUGGUUAUUUACCUAUCGCGCUCUCUGGUCCAAUAACUAUUGUCCUUCUAUGUAAAUUAUUCCUGGAUGUAGAUCGCGCUAUUAAAUGUUACACAAAAAAGUAUUCUUGCAUGGUAAUCCAAAAUUGUAUACUGUAAAUUUACAUAACGUCUAGAAGUACCAUAGGUUUACCACAGGGCUGGCCGUCUGUCACGCAGCCUUACCAACCAACCGAAGGCAGAUGUUUUUGACUGGGUGUAAAAUGUAGGGCACUAAAACCCCCAUAAUUUAAGAAAUGACAGUGUCUUUAUGUGUAAGAUUUAUUUUGUCUAUUUUUUUAUUUAGGAUUCUUUUUUUUCUUUCUGUAAUUUCCCUCCUUCACUGUCGUAGUCUGUUGGUGCCUAGCUUGGUGAAACUUUCAAGAGACGAGGCUGGAAACGCAUAUAUGAUAAGAUACGAUCGUGUGUGUGUGUGAGGCUUUGUUAUUGAAAUAAUCUCUAGCUUUAUAACAUCACUUCUCAAGUGUGCAUACCAUUUCUCUUCAUGUGGAACUAGGUAAUAUUUUAAUGCUGUACAUACGAAUACUUCAAACUGUUGUCCUUGGACCUUGGGGGCUUUAAAAACCAGCUUUGUACUCUUGUCAUGGUAGCACAUGGACCACUGCUAGUUAAACCAUCCCAUUUAACAAAGCUGCAGCAAGGAAUGGAAAGUUUAAAUGUAUAAAAGUGGCUUUGUGAAUAACCAAACUUCACAAGGAGCGCCAGGUUAGAUACCUGAUCGAUCUCGAGCACUCGAUCUCGAGCACUCGACCUCUGGUGACGGACCGAGUGCGACGUUCCAUGUGAGACUUUUGUUGAAUCCAAGCUUCUGUCCGCCCAUAGUCCCCCGCCCGGUCCGUGUGGGUGCGGCUCCGGUAUCCCAUAGGAAUUAUGUAGAGCCAGAAGAGGCUCUGUUCUAUGAAGGCCGCAGUGAGAUAAUCCCCCGUAAGAGAAAACGUAAAGGCACGAUAAGGAGUCAAAGUGAGGCCCCUGGGUUUGAUAUCUGGGAUGUGCAAAGACCUUUGUUUCUGAGGGGUAAAAUAUAUGUUCUGCCGGUUUUGAGUAAAAAAAGAAAAGGAAAAAAAAGUUUUCUGUGAAAAUAUAAAAUUUAGCUUAACAGAUUUGGCAAUUUUGUAUUAUCUCACUAAAGGAUUAAGUGGAUGGGAAUUUAGGAUUAAUGAGGAAAUGCUAGCAGCAGACAUGCUGAUUGGUCUGUGGGUGCCGUUUUGUCCGAUGCGGAGGUGUUUGUGGCUUUUAAAGAGCUCACUGUAAAAAGAGGCCGUGGCGGCUCCAGGAUCAGCAAGGAUCUCCACCGGCAAAACCCCACAGAUCAACUCACACCAGUGCAAACGUCUUCUGAGUGGCUUUCCUCAAAUUUCAGCUUUUGAUCUUUGUGGAGCUGUAACAGGAAGGUCACUGUAAACCAGUCCGUGCUGUAGAAACGACCAUUGCACUCCCCUCGGAGGACGACACAAAACAAAACAUCUUGCUUCUAACUAGCUGACAAGGUGAUUCAUUAAUCUUGCACAUCCCUGUUUUCAAUUAAUCUUUGGUCUUUUAAUGACGACCAAAGGCAACGUUGAGAUUUACUGAUGUUGAUAAAUGCAUAAACGUAUAAUUUCUGAUUUAGCCUUUUCAUUCCAAUGCAGUUGUUGGCUAAUAAAGAAUUCCACUGCUGAUCAUCUUACCUUUGCUUUUUUGCCACUGUUUCCGCUUCCUGCGUGUCCUGGAUGUGGUGAUCUGCUGGUGGCUCCUGUGAGCCGGAUGUGACCUGUUGCUGCAGAACUCUUAUUUCAAAGAUCUGAAGUGUCUGAUCCCAUUACAGGCCAAUUGGUUUGGACAGCAAGGGGAAGUCGCUGAGCGAUACCACAAAGAAUAUCGAUACCACACCAAUGUAUGAAUUGAAGCCGAUAAGCGUAGCUUCGCAUCAAUGUUAAAACCUUGGGAUGAAGUAAUUAUUUGGAACACCUGCAUGAUUAAGUGCACAAAAGUGCCACUUUGAAUCUUGUUUGCCAGAGAUGUCUUUCAGUAAGAGUAAGCAUUGAAAAGGGUUUUAUUAAGACUUAAAAAUAUUGUAUUGUCUGAGACCAAUACUGAUUACUCAACUACAAAGAGGCUACAAAGAUGGGAAAGCUCUCCUCGCUCUUAGCAACAAAACCACUUGUGCUGGAACAUUGCAAAUUCAUCCAUCCAUAAAACGUCUAAAAACUGCUUUUAUUUCUGGACAGAACUUGUGAACGUAUUAUUGGAUAUUCUUUCUCCAGUAAAACAAUGUUUGAGUCAUCUUUCCUCGCUUCAAACCCAACCCUAAGCGGAGACGUGUACUUCCCGAGACAUCACGAUGUUCCUCUUGCAUUGCUCUGGCCUUUGUCUUCAGGCUCGAUGAGUGCAGACAGCUCGGCUCAUUGGUCGUAGAAAGGCUGGUUUUGUUGUGUUUGGGUGUAUCUCCUUCCCUGUAAAGGAAAUGAGGUUGAGGCAGUUUUUUAGCCCAAUUUGGCAUGAAUAAUGAAGAUGGCUACAUGUUAAAUGUUCUAGCUGAACAAGCUAGAGACGUUCCGAUAGUCUCCUCAGGAUCAUACUAUGACAUGCCAGACCAUAAAAUGUUAAUGGAUAACCUAUUCCUUUCCUUGGUUCUACCUAAGGAGGUGAUUAAUGGAAGGUCAGGAUGAUGUGUGAUCUAAUUCUUUUGUUACAAUUUCUUUGGCACAUUUGCGCCCCUAUGAAGAAAAUGUCCUUUACCCCAUUCGCAGGUCCCAAGCAACCCCUGUACUGUCCCGUGGUGUGUGAAGGGGCUAACGGACAUGUUCUGUCUGUGGGUCGUUUCCACCUGGUCAUUGUAACCCGCCUGUGAACCACAUCCAAGGGUUUCACACUGGUUCCUGUAGGAGAGCUUGUGAUGUUUUCGCCACUAGGGUCUCACUCUUCACUCAGAAAACUGUUAACAAUAUCCUUGGAUGUCAUCAUUGUUUGCAAUACAAUAAAAUAAAACAUCUGCA
Molecule: messenger RNA, 4848 nt
Organism: Gasterosteus aculeatus aculeatus (three-spined stickleback)
Lineage: Eukaryota; Metazoa; Chordata; Actinopteri; Perciformes; Gasterosteidae
Gene: pafah1b1a
Product: platelet-activating factor acetylhydrolase 1b, regulatory subunit 1a
Molecular function (GO): protein binding
Source: RefSeq, a predicted model, not a curated record